CACGUCCCGCCUCCGCGCCGGGCCGAACGCCGCGCCUGUGGUCCGCUGCGGGCGGCGCCCUCCCGGCGUGGCUGGGCGCCGGCCCCCCGCCUCCGUCGUCUUCCCUUUGUGCCCUCCGAGCACCGCCCGCGGGCCUCCCGCCGAGCGUGCGCGCCGCCGCCGGCCCGGUCCCCGCGUCGCGCCCUCCGCGCGCCCGGGAAAGGCUUCCGGACGCCGGCGGAGGCGCGGUGACCGCGGCCGGGUCCUCGGAGGCCGUCCUCGCCGCCGCCUCCACCGCCUCGUCCCGCGCCCGCCUGGCGCCAGGGGCACGGCCCGCGCGGGCUCGGGACGGGCAGUUUCCUAGGGUCACUGCAAACUCCUGAUUUCUGCCAGGACUUACCACUCAGGCCAGUGAGGCAGGAGAUAAGGAGACUUCCAAAGAAGGCCCGUUCCUUGGAUGUGCCGCCUCACAGAGAGAUGAAGGGGCAGCAGAAAACAGCUGAAACGGAAGAGGGGACAGUGCAGAUCCAGGAAGGUGCCGUGGCAACUGGGGAGGACCCGACCAGUGUGGCUAUUGCCAGCAUCCAGUCAUCUGCCACCUUCCCCGACCCCAACGUCAAGUACGUCUUCCGAGCUGAGAAUGGGGGCCAGGUGAUGUACAGGGUGAUCCAGGUGUCUGAGGGGCAGCUGGAUGGCCAGACCGAGGGGACUGGUGCCAUCAGCGGCUACCCUGCCACUCAGUCCAUGACCCAGGCGGUGAUCCAGGGUGCGUUCACCAGCGACGAUGCAGUUGACACGGAGGGGACGGCCGCGGAGACACACUAUGCUUACUUCCCUGGCACUGCUGUGGGCGACGGGGCGGCAGGGACCACGGCAGGGAGUGCAGCGGCUGUUGUCACCACCCAGGGCUCGGAGGCACUGCUGGGACAGGCCACCCCUCCUGGCACCGGUCAGUUCUUCGUGAUGAUGUCACCACAAGAAGUGCUGCAAGGAGGAAGCCAGCGCUCCAUUGCCCCCAGGACCCACCCUUACUCCCCGAAGUCAGAAGCUCCCCGGACGACUCGGGAUGAGAAACGCAGGGCUCAGCAUAAUGAAGUGGAGCGGCGCCGCCGGGACAAGAUCAACAACUGGAUUGUGCAGCUGUCCAAGAUCAUCCCCGACUGCUCCAUGGAGAGCACCAAGUCAGGCCAGAGUAAAGGUGGGAUUCUCUCCAAAGCCUGCGAUUACAUCCAGGAGCUGCGGCAGAGCAACCACCGGCUGUCUGAGGAGCUGCAAGGGCUGGACCAGCUGCAGCUGGACAACGAAGUGCUUCGCCAGCAGGUGGAGGACCUCAAGAACAAGAACCUGCUGCUCCGCGCCCAGCUGCGGCACCACGGCGUGGAGGUGGUCAUCAAGAGCGACAGCAGCUGACGGCUCCCUGUGGCGGAGCGGCAGGAAGCCUGGAGCAGCGGCUCCCGUGCCGUGCCUUCCCUGCCCUGCCCACUUCUGGCACGAGACUGGGAGGCUCAGAGGGUGUGUCGGGCAGCAGCCUGCAGGGUGUGAAACACGGAGGGGCACUGGCAGACAGCCCGGUGCACACUCGGUGUCCGUGCUGGAUGCUGGACACACCCAGUGGGCCUGCCUGGUGCCUGCUGAUGUGACACCUGGCUGCCCCGGACUCGGGGCUUUCGCGGUUCCCCCUUUCCCUGGAGCUCAGGGGUGCACCUGAGGACGCCAGGGGACAGGCUUCAGCAAGACGUGGGGGAAGGAGCAGUGGCCGCUGCCCCAGAAGGUUGGGCAGCGGCUGAGACUUACGCAGACGUCCGGGGAGAACCAUAGGCAGGGCCCACGUGGGCCUUCCCCCUUGUGGGGACGGUUCCCCCUUUUUCUUUUGUUUCCAAGAUAAAGUGUUCAGAGCCGC
This is a messenger RNA of Eptesicus fuscus (big brown bat), 1879 nucleotides long. RefSeq names its product upstream transcription factor 1 (gene USF1). Lineage: Eukaryota; Metazoa; Chordata; Mammalia; Chiroptera; Vespertilionidae. Gene Ontology annotation, biological process: regulation of transcription by RNA polymerase II. The transcript is spliced from 11 exons. Gene Ontology annotation, molecular function: protein dimerization activity; RNA polymerase II cis-regulatory region sequence-specific DNA binding; DNA-binding transcription factor activity, RNA polymerase II-specific. The coding region runs from base 457 to 1389 and encodes 310 amino acids. The record is from RefSeq and is a predicted model, not a curated record.